This is a messenger RNA of Dichotomopilus funicola, 1554 nucleotides long. RefSeq lists its product as uncharacterized. The record is from RefSeq and is a predicted model, not a curated record. Bases 1 to 1554 code for a protein of 517 amino acids. Gene Ontology annotation, cellular component: fungal-type vacuole membrane. Gene Ontology annotation, biological process: vacuole fusion, non-autophagic. The transcript is spliced from 3 exons. Gene Ontology annotation, molecular function: phospholipid binding. NCBI's taxonomy places the organism in Eukaryota, Fungi, Ascomycota, Sordariomycetes, Sordariales, Chaetomiaceae.
AUGGCAGCAAACUCACCACCCUCCCCAAGCCCCUCCCAACUCCCCCCGAUUCCCGCCAGCCCAACCUACUCCUACGCCUCAACCGCAAACCCCCUCUCACAAUACAACCUCCCGCCCCCUCCACCGCCCCGCCCGUCCCACGCCGUCCUCACCAAAGCCGACCUCGCCAACUCCCAAGCCGCCUACUCCGACCUCCUCGCCAGCGCCAAAGCCUACCGUCUCGCCCUCGCUUCCUUAUCCACCGCCGCCUCCAGCUUCGGCGCUGCUCUCGAGUCCUGCGCCCGUCUGAAAGAAGCCCGCGCUGAACUGACCACCCCACCUCCCGGCGCCGGCAGCGGUAGCCAUAAUGGUGGUGUUGGGGCCCCCCAAAGCACCUGCACAGCCGACGCCCUGCUCACCACCGCGGGCUUACACCUCCUAAUCGCCAACCACCAACACAUUCUCUCCGAAACGGUCUACCGCGCCUUCGAAGUGCCCCUCCUCCACGACCUCGACAAAUGGCGCGCAGGCGUCGACGACGAGGAAGAAUCUUACACGCGCGCGGUAGAGACCCAGUCGCGCGAGAUCCGCCGGUUAGAGCGGGACGGGGUGAAGAUGAUGAAUCGCCAGCGACGGAGGGAUGUAGGGCAGUUGAGGAGUCAUUUGGUGGAGUUGACGGGGAAGUUGGAUGGGUUGACGGUGUUGCAUGGGGAGCAUGCGCGGACGUUACUGAGGGAGAGUCAGGAGGCGAGUGGGAGGAUUGUGGAUGCGAGUUGUUCGUUGGUCAGGGCGGAGGUGGAUAUUUUUGAGAGUUUGGCAAGGAAGGGGUGGACGGGGGGUGGGUUGGAGGAUGUGUUGGAGCGGGGGGUGGAUUUGUUCGCUGCUGAGAUGGAGGAUCCCCUCACCGGAGGGAUGGGUUCGGAUGGGAAGGGGGGCAUUGGGGGGGAUAAUAAUAGUGGGAGCGGGGGUUUUGGGGUCGCUGGGGGGGAUGGGACGAAGCUGUUUAGUAUCUUGCCGCCUAAGAGCAUAUUAGCGGAUACCAACUCCGGGUCGGACACGGCGCGCGGUGGUGGAGGGGUCUCUACCGGCAAGGAGACGCGGUCUGAUAGUCUGCUGGUGGGGGACUCGGACCGGUACCAGAGCCUUGCAAGCGCUGUGUCGAGGGGCCGGGACCGCGGUGAUACUGAUAGUGUCUUUCCUACCACCGAGUUCAACCGCUCGCGGAAUGUCCGGCCGUUUUCACCACAGCCGCAGCCGUUGAAGCUGAACCCGAUGGAUCUGCUGGGGGGUAUUCAAGACGAAGUUGCGGGAGCAUCAUCGUCGACGUCCGCUUUGAGGAAAGAUGAUGGUGGCUGUCGUGGGCAUGAAGAUAUAGCAGAGGCUGAUGAAGAUUGUGCCGACGAGGACGAGGACGAGGAUGAAGACGAUGAUGACCAUCCAUGGCGCAACGAGGGGUUACGCCGGGGAUCGUCUGACCAUGGUGGGCAAGACAAAGCCGGCACAAGCCCGGGGCACACACAGCCACGGAAGGGAACAUGGAGCGAUACGACCGACCAACGGUCCAUCAACAGUUAG